UUCAAAACCCCGUUGUCCGCCGAGACAGAUCGCAACUCAUGGCUGAAGCACCUUCUGCCCUCCGUAUUGUUCUUAACCAGCCGGUGAAAGAGCUUGCGUCCGUACAAGCAUCAAGCCAUGGCGAUCGAAACCGAAUUAUCGAAGUAUUUAGAAAUGCCAUCUUACGGCCAGGUUUGCCAGAAAAUUUUGCACUUCAGGUUGUGCAAGAAGCUAUGAAGCCUCAGAAGCAAACUGUGUUGGUCCUGGAUGAGAACCAAUCUUUGGAAAAUGCUGUUCGAACUUUGCUUCAGGAUCUAGUGUCAGCAGCGGUUAAUUUGGGCGAAAGGACCAUGCAGUAUGGACAACAAAUUGAUAAUGAACAAAGCAGCUGUGGUUACAUACCACGCCUUCUAGACAUUGUUCUCUUUCUCUGUGAAAGAGGGCAUAUUGAGGGAGGUAUGAUAUUUCAACUGCUUGAAGACUUGACAGAAAUGUCAACUAUGAGGGAUUGCAAACAAGUUUUUGGCUAUAUCGAGAGCAAGCAAGAUACACUAGGGAAGCAAGAGUUAUUUGGGAGAGGUAAGCUUGUGAUGCUGAGAACUUGCAAUCAACUUCUUCGGAGACUCUCAAAGGCAAAUGAUGUUGUGUUUUGUGGGCGCAUUCUUAUGUUCCUUGCUCAUUUCUUUCCUUUGUCUGAACGAUCAGCGGUUAAUUUCAAAGGGGUUUUUAACAUAUCAAAUGAAACCAAGUAUGAAAAAGACGGUUCUGAUGGAGUCUCUAUUGAUUUCAACUUUUACAAGACCUUUUGGAGCUUGCAGGAUCACUUCAGAAACCCAGCUGCCACAACGCUCCCCCCUGCCAAGUGGCAAAAGUUCUCGUCAAACUUAAUGGUUGUGUUGGAUGCAUUUGAAGCUCAGCCAUUGAGUGAUGAUGGUGGAAAUGUGAAUAAUCUUGAGCACGAGGAAGCUUCUUUUAACAUAAAGUAUUUGACAAGCAGCAAACUAAUGGGGUUAGAGCUGAAAGAUCCUAGUUUUCGGCGCCAUAUUCUUGUGCAAUGCCUUAUAUUGUUUGAUUAUCUUAAGGCCCCGGCAAAGAGUGAGAAAGAUUGCCCCAGUGAUAGCAUGCUAGAAGAAAUCAAAUCCUGCGAACAACGUGUUAAAAGACUUCUUGAAAGCACUCCACCAAAAGGAAAGGAGUUCCUUCAAAGUAUAGAGCAUAUACUGGAAAGAGAAAAGAAUUGGCUUUGGUGGAAAUGGGAUGGUUGCCCACCUUUUGAGAAGCAAGCUUCGGAUAAGAAGACAGGACAGGAUGGUGUGAAGAAACGCAAGCCAAGGUGGAGAUUGGGAAACAAAGAGCUUUCACAGCUAUGGAAAUGGGCGGAACAAAAUCCGAAUGCUUUGAGUGAUCCUCACCGUGUUCGUAUGCCUUCAGUCGCAGAGUACUGGAAACCCCUUGCCGAAGAUAUGGACCCUGCUGCUGGAAUUGAAGAGGAAUAUCAUCAUAAAAAUAAUCGUGUUUAUUGCUGGAAGGGCCUUCGUUUCUCAGCCAGACAGGACUUGGAGGGUUUUUCUAAGUUUGCAGAACAUGGAGUCGAGGGCGUUGUACCUCCAGAACUUUUACCUCCUGAAGUUCGUUCCAAGUUUCACGUCAAGUCUAGCGAGAAAAAUAAGCGAGCUAAGAAGGAAGAAGAGUCCAAAAAUGCCACCAGACAACCGGAAGACAACCAGCUAUUUCAAGUUGCUGCUACUGGAGCUGAUGCUGAAGGUGGCGGAAGUGGCGCUGAGAUGGAUGAUGGGGCUGCUCCUAUGGAUUCUGAUGCUGCAACUGCAGCUAGCUCUCAUGGCGGGGUUGCGAGCCCAGAAGACGGCGAGAAGCAGAGCCCGGACAUUGUCGUCGCCAGCCAGGAGGCCGGGCAGUCUGAGGCUGAAGGCGAACUAGAAGCUGAUGUUAAAGACUGAUUGGCAAGUUUAAAAAUUCAAGUUUUAAGAGUAAUUGAUGAUGUUAUAUCAAUCGUCUAUAGGAACUUUUUCCCCCCCUCUUUUCCCUUACUGAAACAAAUUUAAAAUUGAUGACUUUAUCAAUCUACUGAUGAUCGUAUGAUGGAGAAGUAAUUUAAAAUGAAUU
Messenger RNA from Phalaenopsis equestris, 2103 nucleotides. Its product is annotated as THO complex subunit 1. The record is from RefSeq and is a predicted model, not a curated record. Gene Ontology annotation, biological process: mRNA export from nucleus; regulation of DNA-templated transcription elongation. The transcript has 21 exons. Gene Ontology annotation, cellular component: THO complex part of transcription export complex. The coding region runs from base 39 to 1937 and encodes 632 amino acids. NCBI's taxonomy places the organism in Eukaryota, Viridiplantae, Streptophyta, Magnoliopsida, Asparagales, Orchidaceae.